UGCUUCACAAAGACAUAUCAGCUGGAAACAUUAUGAUUCGAAUACGCCGAGGCCACCUGGAAUAUUUUCUCAUUGGUUGGGAUCUGUAUGCUUGGCCGGAUAUGUAUGUUUUUGAUUUCAAACAGACUUUGGUUUGGCAUCGAGCAGCUUGGAAGCGGAUUCUCAAGAUGAAGAAGGGGAAUUCUUAGAUUAUGAUGGAACCCCUGAAUUUGUCAGCCCCCGAUUGAUGAAGGGAUCUAAGCCCAAUCAAUUCGAUGACAUCUAUUCACUCACAAUUUCCUUGAUAAAACUUAUGAAGGAAAAGUUACCAUGGACAGGGUGUACAGAGAAGGUAACAUCUAACAUUUGAAAGAAGGGAAACCAAUUUCAAUCGCCCCUGACAUAAAAAUGCAGGAAAUGUUCCAAAUGAAAACCGAGUUUUCUGCCAAAUCAAUAUGUGCAAAUCUUCAAUCGAAUUACAAAAUUCUUCUUGAGGAAGUGAUUCAAUUUGACUUGACAAAUCAAAUUUCGUAUGGCCGCAUAUUACAUCUUGUAGAGGAAAUUUCCGCAGAUGUGGACGUAAGUGACGCUGUGCAGUUUUUGUCAAAGAAAGACAAUAGGGACGCUCGCAAGCGAAAGGAUUCUUUUGCCGAAAUCAAGAACAUUCAAGUCAAAAGGGUUCGUGUUUGACAUCAUCCUUUCAAGAGUCACGACUAGCCACCAAGUAGCAAAGAAACUUGUCCUUUCUCAUGUUCAAUAACAAAA
Molecule: messenger RNA, 744 nt
Organism: Guillardia theta CCMP2712
Lineage: Eukaryota; Cryptophyceae; Pyrenomonadales; Geminigeraceae
Exons: 1
Coding region: 388-669 (93 amino acids)
Source: RefSeq, a predicted model, not a curated record